Puma concolor (puma) is the source of this 1932-nucleotide messenger RNA. It is a transcript of the gene SLC27A4, whose product is annotated as solute carrier family 27 member 4. Gene Ontology annotation, molecular function: oleoyl-CoA ligase activity; long-chain fatty acid transmembrane transporter activity. Gene Ontology annotation, cellular component: plasma membrane; endoplasmic reticulum membrane. The record is from RefSeq and is a predicted model, not a curated record. Gene Ontology annotation, biological process: medium-chain fatty acid transport; long-chain fatty acid import into cell; long-chain fatty acid metabolic process. NCBI's taxonomy places the organism in Eukaryota, Metazoa, Chordata, Mammalia, Carnivora, Felidae.
AUGCUGCUCGGGGCGUCUCUGGUGGGGGUGUUGCUGUUCUCCAAGCUGGUGCUGAAACUGCCUUGGACUCAAGUGGGGUUCUCCCUGCUGUUCCUCUACCUGGGAUCUGGAGGCUGGCGCUUUGUCCGAAUCUUCAUCAAGACCAUAAGGCGUGAUGUCUUCGGCGGCAUAGUGCUCCUGAAGGUGAAGGCAAAGGUCCGGCGGUACCUGCAGGAGCGGCGGACAGUGCCCAUUUUGUUUGCCUCCACGGUCCGGCGCCACCCUGACAAAACAGCCUUGAUCUUUGAGGGCACAGACACACAUUGGACCUUCCGCCAGCUGGAUGACUACUCAAGCAGCGUGGCCAACUUCCUACAGGCUCAGGGCCUGGCCUCGGGCGACGUGGCUGCCCUCUUCAUGGAGAACCGCAAUGAGUUCGUGGGCCUAUGGCUGGGCAUGGCCAAGCUGGGUGUGGAGGCAGCACUCAUCAACACCAACCUGCGGCGGGACGCCCUGCGCCACUGCCUGACCACUUCCCAGGCCAAGGUCCUCAUCUUCGGCAGUGAGAUGGCUCCAGCCAUCUUUGAAAUCCAUGCCAGCCUGGACCCUUCGCUCAGCCUCUUCUGCUCCGGCCCCUGGGAGCCCGGCAUGGUGCCCGUCGGCACAGAGCACCUGGACCCCCUGCUGGAAGAUGCCCCCAAGCACCUGCCCAGUAGCCCUGACAAGGGCUUCACAGAUAAGCUCUUCUACAUCUACACAUCAGGCACCACAGGGAUGCCCAAAGCCGCCAUUGUGGUGCACAGCAGGUAUUACCGCAUGGCUGCCCUGGUGUACUACGGAUUCCGAAUGCGGCCGGACGACGUUGUCUAUGACUGCCUGCCCCUCUACCACUCAGCAGGAAACAUUGUGGGAAUCGGGCAGUGCCUGCUCCAUGGCAUGACGGUGGUGAUCCGGAAGAAGUUCUCAGCCUCCCGGUUCUGGGACGAUUGUAUUAAGUACAACUGCACAAUUGUGCAGUACAUCGGCGAGUUGUGCCGGUACCUCCUGAACCAGCCGCCCCGGGAGGCGGAGCACCAGCACCAGGUGCGCAUGGCACUCGGCAAUGGCCUCCGCCAGUCCAUCUGGACCGACUUUUCUAGCCGCUUCCACAUCCCCCAGGUGGCCGAGUUCUACGGGGCCACCGAGUGUAACUGCAGUGUGGGCAACUUCGACAGCCAGGUGGGGGCAUGUGGCUUCAACAGCCGCAUCCUGUCCUUUGUGUACCCCAUCCGGCUGGUGCGAGUCAACGAGGACACCAUGGAACUGAUCCGGGGGCCCAAUGGCCUCUGCCUUCCCUGCCAGCCAGGUGAGCCAGGCCAGCUAGUGGGCCGCAUCAUCCAGCAGGAUCCCCUGCGGCGCUUUGACGGCUACCUCAACCAGGGUGCCAACAAUAAGAAGAUUGCCAAGGACGUCUUCCAAAAGGGAGACCAGGCCUACCUCACCGGUGACGUGCUGGUGAUGGACGAGCUGGGCUAUCUGUACUUCCGAGACCGCACGGGAGACACGUUCCGCUGGAAAGGCGAGAAUGUGUCCACCACUGAGGUAGAGGGCACACUCAGCCGCCUGCUGGACAUGGCCGACGUGGCAGUGUAUGGUGUCGGGGUGCCAGGAACCGAGGGCCGGGCUGGAAUGGCUGCGGUGGCCAACCCUGCUGGCAGCUGUGACCUGGAGCAUUUUGCACAGCUGCUGGAGAAGGAGCUGCCCCUGUAUGCCCGCCCCAUCUUCCUGCGCUUCCUGCCUGAGCUGCACAAAACGGGGACCUUCAAGCUACAGAAGACAGAGCUGCGGAAGGAAGGCUUUGACCCAUCAGUUGUGAGAGACCCACUGUUCUACUUGGAUACCCGGAAGGGCCGCUACAUCCCGCUGGACCAAGAGGCCUACGCCCGCAUCCAGGCAGGCGAGGAGAAGCUGUGA